GCUAUGCAAAGAAACGGUUGGAAGAGAAGAGGAGAUAUGUUCACAGAAUAUGGGGUCUCCAUCCGCUGUGUUAGAAAGGAUCAAUCUGGUACAAUGAUUGUUCUGCACUACCUUUCCGAUGGAACUGUGAAACUUAUGUUUUCUUACAAAAGGGUUUUGUAUUUUGUACCUUUGAUGUUAAUACUGAAAGCUUUGGUAAAUGAAUCUGAUUAUGAUAUUUAUAAUCAACUUAUUAAAGGAAAAGAAGAAGAUACAUUCUACAGAGGGUGCAUUGCUAAAAUGUUACGCCAGAUGAGUUGUGCAGAAGGUAUUGUGUUUCGAGACCAAGCUUUGAAUUUUUUGGGAGAAAAAUUCAGUGUUAAAUUUGGUCUUCCAUCUUGGUAUUCAUCAAUAGAUGUAGCCAAAUAUUUGCUGGAGCAGUGUAUUUGCAUUCAUCUUGAAACACCGAGAGAGAAGUUUGAUUUGCUAGUCUUUAUGGUAAAAAAGCUAUUUGCUGUUGUAAAAAAUGAAUGUGCUCUUGAAUCUCCUGAUAAUCCUAUGAACCAGGAAGUUCUACUUCCUGGACAUCUUUACUUGCUAGUUUUAAAAGAGAAACUGUAUGCCUGGCAGUUGUCAUUAAGAUUUACAUUAGAGCGUAAAAUGAAAGCUGCAAAAACCAUGACGAUUACACAAAGUAUUUUCAGAGAUUGUCUUGCUAAAACUACAGAUGUGACAAGGGCGGUUGAAAAUGUAUUUUCUACUGGAAACUUCCUACCUCGUUAUGAGAACGGUUUGACACAAUUUUCAGGUUUAGCAAUAGUAGGAGAUAAAUUAAAUUUUUGGCGUUACUUGUCUCAUUUUCGUGCUGUUCACAGAGGUGCAUUUUUUGCUGAAAUGCGUACAACUACUGUAAGAAAGUUACUGCCUGAAGCCUGGGGAUUCCUGUGUCCUGUUCAUACACCUGAUGGUUCUCCGUGUGGGUUGUUAAAUCACAUGUGUUCAACAGCACAGGUUGUCAACAUUCAGCCUGAUACAAGCCAAUUAUAUAACUUAUUCUGCAAAUAUGGCAUGUUAACUUAUGAUGAUCCAUCUGCAUGUGGAUAUGUUGUUAUUCUUGAUGGUAAGGUUAUUGGCUGGGUGUAUGAAAAGAAAGCUUUUUCUUUUGUUAAAACUUUGAGGAACCUCAAGUCACUUGGAUUAGAGAGUGUCCCGAAGACAUUGGAGAUUUGUCUUGUACCUCAAACUGAACAUUCUUCUCAGUAUCCUGGCAUCUUUGCUUUUACAACUCCUGCUCGUAUGAUACGACCUGUUCUGAAUCUUGAAACUGGAGUUACUGAGUUUAUUGGUUCUAUGGAACAAGUAUAUUUGCAUGUUGCCCUAGAUUCCAGUGGAAUCGUCGAUGGAGUUACAUUGCAUCAAGAACUUGAUAAACAUGGUUUUUUGAGUGUACUUGCUAAUCAGAUUCCAUACUCAGAUUUUAACCAAAGCCCCAGGAAUAUGUAUGAAUGUCAGAUGGGCAAACAGACUAUGGGCACUCCUUGUCAUGCUUUACGGUAUAGAUCUGAUAACAAAUUGUACCAAAUACUAAUUCCUCAAGCGCCAAUUGUAAGACCAACUAUGCAUGAUUACUAUCAUAUGGAUGACUAUCCCAUGGGUACAAAUGCAGUUGUUGCUGUUAUUUCCUACUCUGGAUUUGAUAUGGAAGAUGCUAUUGUGUUAAAUAAAUCAUCAGUAGAAAGAGGAUUCAAGCAUGGCUGCAUUUUCAAGACAGAAAUAAUCAAUUUGAGAGUUAUUGCUGGAGAUCGAGGAUUGCAGAAAACUCUUGUGUUUGGGCGGAAAAAAGAAGACAAAGAAAAGUAUCCUUUCAUUGAUGAAGACGGUUUGCCCUAUGUUGGAACUAGACUUGGCCGUGGUGAUCCAAUCUGUUGUUACAUUGAUGCCUCUUCUGGUAAUUCAAUUACUGUCAAGUAUAAAUCUCUGGAAAUGGCUUAUAUUCAUGAUGUUAGACUUCUGGGAAAUGAUACUGGCACAGAAACAAAUCAGCAGAUAUCAAUAACUUACCGAAUUCCUAGAAAUCCCAUUAUUGGUGACAAGUUUGCCAGCAGGCACGGGCAGAAAGGUAUCUGUAGCAUUAUGCUGCCUCGGGAAGAUAUGCCAUUUACUGAGGGUGGAAUGACACCAGAUAUUCUCUUUAACCCGCAUGGCUUCCCUUCCCGUAUGACCAUAGGUAUGAUGAUUGAAAGCAUGGCAGGUAAAGCAGCAGCUAUGAAAGGUACCCUUUAUGAUGCAUCACCAUUUACGUUUUCAGAGAGUAAAUCAGCAGUAAAUUAUUUUGGAGAAUGCCUAAAAGACGCUGGUUUUGAUUAUUAUGGCACAGAAAGAAUGUAUAGUGGUGUCAGUGGAGAAGAAUUAGAAGCGGACAUUUUUUUUGGUGUUGUGUAUUACCAAAGGUUAAGACACAUGGUGGCUGACAAAUAUCAGGUAAGGACAACAGGUCCUGUGGACUCACUGACAAGGCAACCUGUUAAAGGUCGCAAAAGAGAAGGUGGAGUACGCUUCGGUGAAAUGGAGCGAGACUCCUUGAUUGCUCAUGGCACUGAUCUCUUAAUCCAUGACCGCCUUUUUAACUGUUCUGAUGGCUGCCAGCAAUAUGUGUGUUCUAAGUGCAAAAAUCUUCUUUCUCCAUUGGCUGAAAAGAAGAAUCAAUUGCCUAGCAAUAAUAUAGAACUUUUCCCUAAUGAAUGGAAGUGUAAAGUAUGCAACUCUGGUGAAUACAUAACAACUAUUGAUAUCCCUUAUGUAUUUCGCUACUUGUGUGCAGAAUUAGCAGCAGUAAACUUUAAAGUAACAUUGAAGAUUGGAGAUUAUCAAUGAUAAAAAAAUUUGUGCAUUGAAAUUGUAUACUCUAUGAGUGUAUCAGCAAAAUUUGUUCAAAAACUUUGUAAUAUUUUGUAACAUAAAAGUAUUUAAAAAAGAAAUUUGAUUUUUGUGUUCAAAAUUAAUUGUAUUAACAUUGUAAAGAGUAUGAGUCACGUUUCAUUCAUUAAUAUAUUUUUUUAUAUCAAUGUAGUGAUAAAGUAUAUUCCUUUGAUUGUAACUUCAUUACAUUUUACCUGGACACAUUUCUAAACCGACUUUAUUUAUUGUUAUAGAUGUAAGAUUAAAAAAGCAAAAAAUAUCCAAAGAUUAUUUCUACAAACUUGAUUUACAUUAAAUAUUCAUGACUUCUUGAUUACAACACUCAAAAACGGCAAUUGAUAUCAAUAUCAGUCAAGAAAUCUUGUACUUGUUUUAUUUUAGUGUUAUGCAUUUUUAAAAAUGCUUUUAAACUGAUGAUUGGUCAAGCUUCAAAGACCUGUAUUAUUUAUAACAU
This is a messenger RNA of Uloborus diversus, 3352 nucleotides long. It is a transcript of the gene RpI135, whose product is annotated as DNA-directed RNA polymerase I subunit RPA2-like. NCBI's taxonomy places the organism in Eukaryota, Metazoa, Arthropoda, Arachnida, Araneae, Uloboridae. Gene Ontology annotation, biological process: DNA-templated transcription. The record is from RefSeq and is a predicted model, not a curated record. Bases 4 to 2853 code for a protein of 949 amino acids. Gene Ontology annotation, cellular component: RNA polymerase I complex; nucleus. Gene Ontology annotation, molecular function: DNA-directed RNA polymerase activity; DNA binding; ribonucleoside binding. The transcript is spliced from 19 exons.